AUGAGUGUUCCACGGCCCAAGGAAGGGGAUGUUAAUAUUGGAACUGCCACGUUUGAUGCAUGCUGGGUGUUAACUGUCAUCGUUGGUCUCACGCUCUUGUUCCGAUAUGCUGUCAAGGCAUGGAUCCGUUGGGCUUUGCCUCAGGUCACAGCACCAGAGCGGAUCUGGGGAAUUGAAGAUCUUUUCUUUCUUUUCGCCUACGGAUUUGAUCUCACUCAUAUGUGCAUGAUUCAGAUGAGUGCCCAUUGGGGUCUAGGGCGACAUUAUUUCUACUUGUCUGCAGAGGAAAAGUCGCACGCCAUGAAAUGGGACUUUACAUCCCAACCCAUUGCGGUGGCCUCGGCUAUGGUGUCACGCACCGGCAUGAUGUGGUUCCUCUUGACCUGUUUCGCGGCGAGCGAUCGCCGGAUCCGAAUCUCGAUUAUUGUCUGCGCGAUUGUCCAGAUCGUCGCCAAUAUGAUCACGAUCGCCCAAAUCAUCGUUCAAUGUGGACCAAAUCCAUACCGCCCGUCCGAUCGCAUCCAAUACUUCAAGUACAUGUGGACGCCACUCCCAGAAGAUGGUUCUGUGACAUGUCAAUCGCCGAUGGUGCAAACUACUAUUGGGUUUGUUCAGGGAGGCUUCAACACCAUCAUUGAUUUCUUCUUGGCCGCUCUGGCGGCGAUGGAGCUCUGGCAGUUCUUCCUACGCACUUUACACCGGGACCCUAACACCUCUUUUUGGUCUCAAUUCCGCAAGAUUAACAGUACCGUUCGUUCGCGUCGGAUUUGGCAGACUAUAACCUUGUGCGGUCCACUCAUACUCUCAGGUGCUGCAUCGAUCAUCAAAACCUAUAAACUCAAGUCGCUGGGGGAUCGACUAGAUUUCACCUACAAUAUUGUCUCCUUUGUUCUCUGGGUGAAGAUCGAAAACUACAGUAUCCUUCUCGCAUCAUGUGCACCCGUCGCCCGUCUCUUCCUCCGGGCUUUCGUCGAUUCUCGCCGUGGAGGCCGACCAGGGUACUGGUCCAAGUCCAAGUCCACAAACAACCAAAACAACAGCAACGAUACAGAGAUGAAACAUCGUCCCAAAGAUCAAUGGGACUCGACCACCGUGACCGGGUGGAACGAUGAGGAAAGUUCUCCUUCGGACUGGCCGAACCACGAGCGCUCUGAGAGUCGAAUCUCGCGGGCUCAGCAGCCAGAUCAUAUUGACGAUGGUUGCGUUACCGUGAAGACGGAUAUUGUUGUUCAGGUGGGCGAUAGUCGCCCGCGUUCAACCUCGUCGGGAGGUGCACGGUUACUUCCAGGCAGUGAGGAUGGAGAUGCCCACGAAUCACAUUAUCGUUGA
This is a messenger RNA of Penicillium longicatenatum, 1329 nucleotides long. RefSeq lists its product as uncharacterized. The coding region runs from base 1 to 1329 and encodes 442 amino acids. The transcript is spliced from 7 exons. NCBI's taxonomy places the organism in Eukaryota, Fungi, Ascomycota, Eurotiomycetes, Eurotiales, Aspergillaceae. The record is from RefSeq and is a predicted model, not a curated record.